Messenger RNA from Labrus mixtus (cuckoo wrasse), 4190 nucleotides. It is a transcript of the gene hexim1, whose product is annotated as HEXIM P-TEFb complex subunit 1. Gene Ontology annotation, biological process: negative regulation of cyclin-dependent protein serine/threonine kinase activity; negative regulation of transcription by RNA polymerase II. Gene Ontology annotation, cellular component: nucleoplasm; cytoplasm; nucleus. The record is from RefSeq and is a predicted model, not a curated record. Gene Ontology annotation, molecular function: 7SK snRNA binding; cyclin-dependent protein serine/threonine kinase inhibitor activity. The transcript has a single exon. Bases 335 to 1429 code for a protein of 364 amino acids. NCBI's taxonomy places the organism in Eukaryota, Metazoa, Chordata, Actinopteri, Labriformes, Labridae.
GUUGUGACGGCGAAACGUCGUCUCCGGGUUCGCGAAAACUCCAACAGCAUCGAAACAGUUAAUGGUAGUUAGCGACAGUUGCUCUGACAAACCCUUCAAGGAGUAACAAGUGUUUACUGUUCGGACAUUUUACUUAUAGCUUGCGGGAGUUUGUUUUUAAACGUCAAAACUCAAACUUUGUUGAAGUGAUUAUCGGCUCAUUUUGGAAUUAGUAUAUAUAUUUUUUUGUUGAAAAUUAAGUUUAACGUCUUUUGAGGAACUUUAAAGCUCAGUCCGGAGGCCAUGACGAUUAUCUGAAAUGCGCUAAAGCGGAACACCAGAUCGGAUCAUCAGGAUGACAGAACCAGCGGAGCAGACCCAUCACCUGAAAAGUUCGGGCAGCCCAUCAGGUGGGAGCAGCGGAGGCGCGUUGGAGCAUCUCCCAGCCCGGAGCCGUGGAGGUCCAGAUAACGGCGACAGGGGGCGACAGAGAUACCAAAAACAGCAACAGCGGGCGGGGAACUGUGGGGAUAUCAACACAGACAAGUUAUGGCAAAUGAAAGGCGGACAGAGGGGGGUGUGCCCUGCCUUAGCAGCCGGAAACGAUGUCCCUAAGUGCCCGAUUGCAGCUCAGACUCAUCAGAAAUCCGAUGUUCGUGCAGCGGGGGAAGACCAUCACAUCUCACAGGGGAAAAACGGCCAGGACAGACCGCUUGAAGAGACUUUAAACCAAGUACAGGGUGAGAGUUUGCUCAUUGACUCCGACACUGGCUUUGAGGCACGUCAGGGUAAGAGAAGGCACAGGCGCAGAACCUCGAAGAAGAAGCGCAACUGGAAGCCGUAUUACAAACUUUCCUGGGAGGAGAGGAAAGCCCUGGAGGAGAAGGAGACGGCCAGGGCUUCCAGACUGAGGGAGGAGAUGUUCGCAAAAGGACUCCCAGUGGCCCCAUACAACACCACCCAGUUCCUGAUGGACGAGCACGACCGAGAGGAGCCCGACCUCAACACAGAGACUGGGGUCAGGAGACCUUCAGGGGUCGGUGUCCGCAUGGAGGACACUGGCAGCGAGGAGGACUUGUUCGACAACGAGGAGGAGGACGAGGAUGACGGCAGCGGAGGUGGUAGCGACGGUAUCGGGAGAGCCGGGAACGCAGGUGGGGAGUUUCUUCAGAGGGACUUUUCCGAGACCUACGAAAUGUACCACGUCGAGAGCCUGCAGAAUAUGACCAAGCAGGAGCUGGUGCAAGAGUACCUUGAGCUGGAGAAGUGCAUGUCCCGGCUGGAGGAGGAGAACAACCGGCUGAGGAACGCCGUGGAGCCAGGAGGACCGGCCGUGGAGAGCUCCCUGCUCCGGCUCAGAGAGCUGGAGAGGGAACUGGAGAGACUGAGGGCCCAAAACACGGAGCUCCUCCUGCAGAACCAGGACAGGGACCCGGUUCCUACCAAUUAAAAGGACCCGAUUUCAGUCAGGAAAACCAUCUGAAAAAAAGGUAACACAUGGGACUGCUGCAUUGUUAAAAAAUUGUCAUCAGUGUUCUGUAAACAGUCUUUCAUCUGGACGGAUGAGUCCUUGCAUUGCAAUGCAAUACUUGACGUUUCUUUUCUAUUUGGACUAAAAUGAUGUCCUGUUAAUUUUUUUAAGAAGAAAAAUGUUAAUAUUUCAAAUAAGAUUCGUUUUUAUAAAGAGAAUGUAUUUGAUAAGGCGAGUUGUUUUGUUUUCCCGGGUCAACUUAUCAUUUGACAUUUGUUCCGUUUUUGAAUUCAAGGCAAACAUGUGUAUCAUUUCCAACAUUAAAUAUUUGAAUACUGCUGAUCGGGCAAGCUGUGCAAAGAUUGUUUUUGCAGAAGAAAAAAAAAUCAAUCCCGUGUGAACAUUUUAACAGUUGUGUGUUAACAUAAGUUCAAAUAAUAAUAAUAAAAAAAAAAAAAAAUCAAAUUCUGAAGUCAUGUUGUAAAGCGUGAUCUGAAACACAAGAAACUCCAUCUUCAUACUGGAACCUACUGUACACAGCUCCUUUUUUUUUCCAGCGCUAAAUAUCCAGUAAGGUAUUCAUGUGAGGAUCCAGAAAUGGGCCGGACAGAGGACAACAGUGGGCUCUGAACAGGAAAAACAUUUAACCAGAGCAGAAGGAGGGGGAUGGGAUAUGAUGGAGAUGCUCUUUAUGAAGGUUAAGCCACUCUGCCUAAUAUCCAGUUGGGUGUUUUAGCCAUGCAGAAUGCAAAAGGGAAUAUUUCCCUCUAUUGAAGAACAUUCUGUUUACAAGAAAGGUGCUGCUAAUGACUACAGCAAUCUCCAUAGUGAUUACCAAAAGCUCUAUAUUUAGGGGAAAACAUAUUCUCAGCUCAUUUUAAUUGAAGGCAUAAAUAAUGAACUAUCGCUUUUAAAAUAAGAGUGCAGACUCGGUAGUUUUGACAAAGUUUCCCUGAUGUGCAGAAGAAAUCUGUGCCAGAAGGCCUGAAGACACCUUAUCCAUGUGCAGCCUACAGAUGGCGCCAUUCAGCAUGUAUUUGGAGCUGUCUGACCAUCCCAUAGACUAAGCAUGAAGGUCCAUCCUCCUGUGCAUAUCUAAAAACCAUCACAAACACACGAGCACAUUUUUAAACAUAGUUCUGUUUAUUUACAUUUUAUAAACUUGCUUUAAAGCACACAGCCAUGAGGGAAAUCGUUUCAGGUGGACAAUCUUUAAAGUCCAGUCAUUUCAUAUUAGUUAUACUCAAAAAGCAACUCCAAAUGUACACAAUACAGUAUGUUACAUAUUAAGAAAGUAUGUACAAAACUGUGUCUUUAAAAUCUAACAAUGAGACAUUAGGUGGAUCACAUUUCAGACGUUUUGAGUUUUCCUCUUGAAGUCCGUUUUAAGAAAAUAUAGUCUGACGUGAGCUGAUGCAGUGUUAGGGAAGGGCUUGUCAGAUGUACCAUAUUCACACACUGUGGAUCACCAGGCAGACAGAGACGGCCUCUUAAGAGGAAAACUACGCUUCUGUUAAUGCCUGGGUUAGAGGCAAAGCGAGUGCAUAGUUGUGUCCUUGGCUUAAAGUGUGCUCUCUUUAAAAGACAAAAUCCGUACAGCCUCUUAAGUUAGACCUUUUGUAUUUUAAUGUACACUUCUUUGGGUCAGUGCCUUACUUUUGACCACAGGGGAGGAGGGGGAGGAGACCCAGAGACAACAAAAGGGAACGGAAAGAUAAGAACUGACAUGAGCAUGGCACUGCAGAACAAAAACACAUUCCAGAAAUCAGGCACUUGUAGAACAAAUCUUGAGGUAUGCUAAGACCAUCAUCUAUCAUAAUUAUUAUUCAUUUGUUUUGCACUGGUUGGUUUUUCAAUGUGAGUCUCUCAUGACUUUACACUCCUGAUGACAAAAGGUUCUAACAGUCAGUAUGAGAGACGAGAAACAAUAGAUGAGAAGUUAGCAUUCUGCUGUCAUUUCCUCUUACAAAAUGUACCAUUUCCUCAGUCAGAGAGGAUUUAUUAGAGCCUGACCUUAUGGAAAUCUCCUCGUCACAUUAACCCCGAGGUAAUAAAACGUGCAGACAGAUGAACUCCCAGAGGUGAUGUGGUGAAAACACACAGGUUACAACAGACACAGGUGAAGAUGAAGCCUUUUGUAUGCACUACUCAAUCAUUAAAUAGUCUUCAGAACACUGCUAAGCUUUUUUCCUCAUUCUGUGACAAAAAAAAAAAAACACACACUUUGUCCUCAGCUCAGAUCUGUGGAAGCGACACUCAAUAAUCCAUGGCAUGAAUUACAAAACAAACAAGGUCAGCCAUCACAGUGUGGCGCUGAGCUGCCCAAUUAUUUCAUGUAAAAAUGACCAGAUUACAUUUCUUCUCCUGCUACAUGGAGUUUGAGAUGUCGGUGUAACAUCGGUGGGAGUUUCUGAGGAGAUAAAGGUUUCCUGCACAGUGCUGAGAAUCAGAGAGAAAGGCCGUCACUGAGGAAAUUAGGAAACAGGUAACGCCUCGCUUAGGUCGUCUCCUUUUGAACAGGUACAUCAAAGAGGGGAAGUCACAAUAAAAGUACUUUUUUUUACUUUAAUACAAAAUAUAUAUAUAAUAUAUAUACUGAAUAUAAAACAAAACAACACAAAAUAAUAUAUUAAGUAAAAACAUUUCAAGUAACAUCUUGAAACAAAUGACUGUGCACUUGUAUGCGCUUUUUGUAAACCAUAGAAAACUAAAAAAAAAAGAAAAAAAACAUAAAAACAAA